CAAUUUUGGUUAGUCCUGGAGUCAGGAGAACUCUGUAAUUAUAAUGUUGUAGUUUAGUUGGAUUGGGGGAGUCGAAUUUGACUCUAUGAAAAAUCGGUGCGUGCGUGAAAAGGGAUUUUUAGGAAAUUGUAAUUAGACGAUGUCUCGUAUUGGUUAUAUGAACAGCAGUUACUACGGAUACGAUGAUAGUAAAGAUUCCGGUUUUGACAUAUCCUUCAAAUCCGAAACCUCGGACGUCGUAGACGACAUGUUUGAUAACGAACGCUUUUCAAAUAACGAUAAAAUUUACAAAGUCGAAGAAUCAGAUUCAAAGAUUCUGUACGAAAAGUUCAACGCCGCCUUUUAUAAAGGCUUAGGUGAAAGCUCAUUCGAUCACUUUAAAAGCUACAAAUCGGAAAGCUCAACGGAAUUCAACUGCGACGAAAGCUUGUCCGAAUCGGAGUUUCUCAAUAACGAAUUUCUAACAUCGACGCCGGUUAAGAACAGAAAACGAGCAUCAACGAGUUCCUUCAAGGAGAGUAAGCCAAAGAGGCGCUAUUCGACGGGUAGGCACCGUGUUUCGAGGACAAAAAGUCCAACGCACGUCCAACGACUGAAAAAGAAUCGGCGAAUGAAGGCAAAUGAUCGGGAACGUAAUCGGAUGCACAUACUCAACGAAGCGCUCGAUAGGCUACGAUGCGUCCUACCUACCUUUCCCGAAGACACAAAACUAACCAAAAUUGAAACGCUACGUUUCGCCUAUAGUUAUAUUUGGGCCUUAUCUCAGACUGUGAACAACGUAGAUAAAUAUUCGUCCUCGGAAACGGGAGUUGUCACAGUGAACGUCGGAAACGUAACGGUGUCGAUUAGUCGCGAGGGAAAUACCAUUACCUCAAAGCACUGCGGCGAUCAAAACGUCUCGACGGCGGUGGUGACCAGCGGAAGUAUUAACAAUGCUAGUUUUAUGCAAGGUUUCGAUUUUGAUCUCAAGACUGGUUCGCCAUCGCCCUACUGGUUGCCUGCCAGCAACCCUUGUUCGACUUAUCCCAGUAUCUGUCCAAGUCCCUACACUUACGACUUCAACAGUCCAGAUAUGGUAUACGAAUGUAUAUAGCACAAUUGCAUUGUAAUAAUUUCAACCACUUUUUUACGAGAACUAUUUUUCUAGUCAAGU
Messenger RNA from Photinus pyralis (common eastern firefly), 1153 nucleotides. RefSeq lists its product as uncharacterized. Gene Ontology annotation, molecular function: protein dimerization activity. The transcript has 2 exons. The record is from RefSeq and is a predicted model, not a curated record. Lineage: Eukaryota; Metazoa; Arthropoda; Insecta; Coleoptera; Lampyridae. Bases 140 to 1093 code for a protein of 317 amino acids.